AUAUAUUGUCUCACCACCACCAACAGCAAAACUAUUACGAUUUUCAAUUGUUCUGUAUUCAUCUCUUCACUUUUAGAUUGGGAAAAAAGAAACAGUAGAAAAAUAAUUAUGGCUGUUGUCACAUUCACUGAUGAGUUCACUAGCUCUGUCCCUGCCAAAAAACUAUUCACAGCCUUGAUACUUGAUGCUGACAAUCUGAUUCCCAAGCUGAUGCCUCAGGCUUUUAAGAGCAUCGAAACCAUCCAGGGCAAUGGAGGUCCUGGGAGCAUCAAGAAAAUGACCUUUGCUGAAGGUGCUGGGCCUGGAUUGACGCAUGUGAAGCAUAGGAUUGAUGCAUUAGACGAAGAGAAAAUGACAUACAGCUACACGUUGAUUGAGGGUGAUGUGUUGAUGGAUAAAAUUGAAUCCAUAGCUUAUGAGAUUAAGUUUGAGGCCACACCUGAUGGAGGCUGUAAGGGGAUCAGUGUUAGCAAAUUCCAUCCAAAGGCAGGUGUUGAGAUCGAGGAAGAGCAAGUUCAGGAAGGCAAGCAAAAGGCUAUGGCUGUUUUCAAGGUUGUGGAAGCCUACCUCAUUGCUAAUCCUCAGGCUUAUGCUUAAUCACUACACUAGACUACCUUACUUACACACUGUUAGGCCUGCUACUUCAUUAUCUAGCUUCUGUAUUUGCCCAUCUGUGGCCUCGUAGUCAAUAAAAUUAAUAAAGUUUCUAUCUCUUUUCCA
This is a messenger RNA of Hevea brasiliensis (rubber tree), 720 nucleotides long. RefSeq names its product major allergen Pru ar 1-like. Bases 109 to 597 code for a protein of 162 amino acids. Gene Ontology annotation, cellular component: nucleus; cytoplasm. Gene Ontology annotation, biological process: defense response; abscisic acid-activated signaling pathway. The record is from RefSeq and is a predicted model, not a curated record. Gene Ontology annotation, molecular function: protein phosphatase inhibitor activity; abscisic acid binding; signaling receptor activity. NCBI's taxonomy places the organism in Eukaryota, Viridiplantae, Streptophyta, Magnoliopsida, Malpighiales, Euphorbiaceae. The transcript is spliced from 2 exons.